This is a messenger RNA of Cylicocyclus nassatus, 2357 nucleotides long. NCBI's taxonomy places the organism in Eukaryota, Metazoa, Nematoda, Chromadorea, Rhabditida, Strongylidae. The record is from the annotation of a GenBank genome assembly.
AUGAAUCAAGCUUCUAUGGACUGUGUAAAAUUGAAAACGAGAACAGAAGGAAAACAAAAGGAGCAAAUCUUCAUUCUCUUCUCUCCAGCCGAGAUAAAGAGACGACUUUCCUUCCCUGUUGCUUCAGCAAUGCAAACUGAAGGGAUCGUCACAGCGAAGAAACUGAAGAAGGCCACAAAAAGAAAGGCAACAAAGGUUGAGGAGGAUGAGAAUGUUGCGGUCAUCAAGGAUUCACCAAAAAAGAAGCAGAAAUCCAAGAAGGCAUCUCAACAAGCGCAGUCCACUGGGUUACCGACAAAGAAAAAGAAGCCAAAAAGUAAAGAGGGGAAAUUAGAGGAAGCAUCCUCAGCUAAUUUGGAGGGGAACUCCAAUGGAAUCAAAAAGAAAAAUGCUCUGUUUGACUCCGAUGAUGAUGACGUGAACGGCGAUUUCAAGUUUGCCAAUGAUAAUGACUCCGAUGUGGAGAUGGGUGAUGACUUCGGAAGUGACGACGAGGAUAUUAGUAAUAAUGGCAGUGAUUCUGAAAAUGAAGAUUUACCGAUUGAGCGGAAGUCGAAGCUGCUUGACCGAAAGAAAGCAAAAACUGCACAAGAAGCCGAUUCCGAGCUGCGCUUGAACAUCGCAGGUCAGCAGCAGUAUGAGCUGCCGAGCGUUGACGAAGUUGAAAAGCAAUUGAGAGAAGUUCCUAAUCUUCAGAUAAUCAAGGAUCGGAUACAUGAAGUAGUGCAGGUUUUGGGAGAUUUCAAGAAUAGACGACAAGAGGGAAGAAGCCGUGAUGAGUAUGUAUCCAUACUCACCAAAGAUUUGUGUUCCAACUACGGCUACAAUGAAUACCUUAUGUCGAAGUUUAUGCAGCUAUUUCCGCAAGCAUCAGAGUUAAUCGAAUUUCUCGAUGCUAACGACCAGCAACGUCCUGUGACCAUCAGAACAAAUACGUUGAAAACGCGAAGAGGAGAUCUGGCGAAGGCGCUGAUAAACCGUGGUAUGAACGUAGACCCUGCUGCGCCUUGGACGAAAGUUGGCUUGGUUGUGUAUGAUUCACAAGUCCCCGUAGGAGCAACUCCGGAAUACCUGGCUGGUCAUUAUAUGAUCCAGGGUCUAAAUUCUUUAUUGCCGGUAAUGGCGCUUGCACCACAGCCAGGUGAUCGAGUGCUUGACAUGUGCGCAGCACCAGGAGGAAAAACUUCCCACAUAGCUAGUCUCAUGAAAAAUAGCGGCGUACUCUUUGCCAACGACGCAAAAAUCAAUCGUUGUAAAGCCAUCAUAGGCAAUUUGCACCGACUAGGAGUCAACAAUGCUAUUGUGAGCAACUUGGGAGGAGAAGAAUAUGCAAAGCUAGCUCCGAAUGGUUUCGAUCGUGUUCUUCUUGAUGCUCCGUGUUCGGGAACAGGUGUAAUUUGGAAGGAUCAGUCUGUAAAAACCAGCAAAGAUAGCCAAGAUAUACAGCGAAAGCACACUGUACAAAGACAAUUGAUAUUAGCCGCACUGGACGCUGUCGACGCGAAAUCCCCCAGCGGUGGAUACGUCGUUUACUCUACUUGCUCGGUUUUGGUCGAAGAAAAUGAAGCUGUUGUGAAUUAUGCAUUGCAAAAAAGGCACUGCGAGUUGGUUCCUUGCGGUCUGGAAGUUGGUGUGGAAGGAUUCACCAGAUUCCGCGAGUACCGGUUCCAUCCAUCGCUCAGCUUGACAAGACGUUAUUACCCACAUGUGCAUAAUAUUGAUGGAUUCUUUGUUGCAAAGUUGAAGAAACUUUCCAAUGCGAAGAUGGGCAAAGCAAGUGUGGAUAUAGUUCAACGAGAAAACCUGGAGAACAAUGGAGUCGAGAAACAAGCGAAAGUAAAUGGUGAGAAAAGUAAGGCUAAGUCAUCAAAAGUAAAUGAGAAACAGGGCAGCGAUACUUCUGACGAUGAGGAAACCAGCAAGGUGCCAGGAAGUAGCAAACGGAAAAUGAAGAAAAAGCGAAAUCAAUUGAAAAAUUUGGCGAAGAAAGUACCAGCCUCGGAUGAUGGAUUCAACAAGACUGGCUUUGUUCACAAGAUCAAGAAACAGAAAACGUUCAAGAAGAAAAUAGGAAAACGAGCGCUUGCUAAAACAAGUGCCAAAAUGGUUAAGAAUAAACGAAAGAAGCUAAUGGCAAAGGCCGCCGCAGGAUCUUCAGCUUGAAUGUUUCCCAGACUUGCCCUCAAAAUAUUGUUGAUCUUGUUAUUUUUGUCUCAUGCUGUAUCAUUUUUGUUGUUUUGUUGUUGUUAUUUGUUGUCUGUUGCCGAGAGCGAAGCCUUCAAGUUGAAUGAACGCUUCUGACUUAAAUGUUAACCGCAGAAAUGAGUGAGAAUUCCCAAAAAAUUGGUCUAUCGAGU